This is a messenger RNA of Henningerozyma blattae CBS 6284, 1494 nucleotides long. It is a transcript of the gene UGA2, whose product is annotated as succinate-semialdehyde dehydrogenase (NAD(P)(+)). The record is from RefSeq and is a predicted model, not a curated record. Bases 1 to 1494 code for a protein of 497 amino acids. Gene Ontology annotation, biological process: GABA catabolic process. The transcript has a single exon. NCBI's taxonomy places the organism in Eukaryota, Fungi, Ascomycota, Saccharomycetes, Saccharomycetales, Saccharomycetaceae. Gene Ontology annotation, molecular function: succinate-semialdehyde dehydrogenase (NAD+) activity.
AUGAGUAAGUUUGUAAAAAUUCUUAAACAAGUUCCAAAAUUAAGCAACCCUGAAUUAUUAUGCUUUAAAGGCUAUGUAAAUAAUCAAUGGAUUGAUAAUGCCAAGGAUCACUUCACAGUCACUAAUCCUGCAACAGGAAAAUUAAUAGGUAAACUGCCAGAGUUUACAAAGCAAGAUGUUAAUGAUGCAAUUGAUGUUGCCAGUAAAGUCUUUAAAGAAUAUAAGAAUACUUCACCAAGAGAAAGAUCAUUAUGGUUACGUAAUAUAUAUAACUUGAUGAUAGAAAAUAUUGAAGAUUUAGCCAAAAUUAUUACUUGGGAAAAUGGAAAAUCGAUUAAAGAAGCUCGAGGUGAAAUUAAAUAUGCAGCAUCAUAUUUUGAAUGGUAUUCUGAAGAAGCGUCUCGGUUAUAUGGUACAACUAUCCAAACACCAAAUAUGGCUAAUAGAGUCUAUACUAGAAGAGAGCCUGUAGGUGUAUGUGGCCUAAUUUGCCCCUGGAAUUUUCCAAGUGCAAUGAUUACAAGAAAGGCAGCUGCAGCGUUAUCAGUAGGCUGUACUGUCGUAGUAAAACCAGAUUCCCAAACCCCAUUUUCUGCUCUUGCAUUAGCAUACUUGUCAGAAAAGGCAGGCUUUCCCAAAGGUGCUUUUAAUGUUAUACUGUCUCACAAUAAAACUAAAGAUGUUGGCUUAACAUUAUGUGAAUCGUCGAAAAUUAAGAAGAUUUCAUUCACUGGUUCGACUAACGUAGGUAAAAUAUUGAUGAAGCAGUCAUCUUCUACGUUAAAGAAAUUGUCAAUGGAAUUGGGUGGUAAUGCUCCUCUUAUUGUGUUUAAAGAUGCAGAUUUGGAAUUAGCUGUUAAGGAGACGGUGGCUUCAAAAUUUAGAAGUUUAGGACAGACUUGUGUAUGUGUGAAUAGAAUUUACGUUCACUCUAGCAUAAUUGAUAAAUUUACUGAAAUGGUUGUGAAAGAAGUUCAAAAAUUUGUUAUUGGCGAUGGAUUUUCGGAAGAAACUACUCAUGGCUGUUUGAUUAAUCAACAAGCUAUUGAAAAAGUGGAAAAACAUGUCGCAGAUGCCGUUGGAAAAGGCGCUAAAGUUUCACUAAAGGGAGGGCCAAUACCCGAAUUAGGUAGUAAUUUCUAUGCUCCUUACGUUUUAACAAAUGUACCUCACAACGCUAUUGUAGGUAAAGAAGAAACCUUUGGGCCAUUAUGUCCAAUAUUCAGUUUUGAUAGUAUUGAUGAAGUCAUUGGAUAUGCAAAUGAUACACAAUAUGGCCUAGCCUCUUAUGUAUUUUCAAGAAAUGUCAACACGCUUUACAAAGUUUCUGAGGAGCUAGAGGCAGGCAUGGUAUCUUGCAAUACAGGAUUAUUUUCAGAUAGCGCCAUUCCCUUUGGUGGUAUUAAAGAAUCUGGCUAUGGAAGAGAAGGGUCAUUACAUGGCAUAGAAGAUUAUACAGUUAUCAAGACAAUUACAAUGGGUAACAUUAAUUGA